Thamnophis elegans (Western terrestrial garter snake) is the source of this 3144-nucleotide messenger RNA. RefSeq names its product methylcrotonoyl-CoA carboxylase 1 (gene MCCC1). Gene Ontology annotation, molecular function: metal ion binding; methylcrotonoyl-CoA carboxylase activity; ATP binding. The record is from RefSeq and is a predicted model, not a curated record. Lineage: Eukaryota; Metazoa; Chordata; Lepidosauria; Squamata; Natricidae. The transcript has 20 exons. Gene Ontology annotation, cellular component: mitochondrion. The coding region runs from base 71 to 2209 and encodes 712 amino acids.
CGCUGAUAGGCCCAAACGCCGCCGCUAGCCCGGCCCAAGUCCCCCGCCUCUGUGCAGCUCCGGCGCUGGGAUGGCGGCCUCGGCUUUGGCGCUGGGCGGCGUGGGGCGACGCCAGCUCCGGCGGGCGCUGCAGGGCAGAAAAUGGCUUUGGGCCUGGAGUACCAGAGAAUAUGCUUCUGUAACAGCUCAAAGGAACAUCGAGAAAGUUCUCGUGGCAAACAGAGGCGAGAUUGCUUGCAGGGUGAUGCGGACUGCCCGGAAGAUGGGGGUGAAGUCGGUGGCAGUUUACAGCGAGGCUGACCGGAAUUCAAUGCACGUAGCCAUGGCCGAUGAAGCCUAUUGCAUUGGCCCAGCACCAUCUCAGCAGAGCUAUCUGUCGAUGGAAAAAAUAAUGCAAGCAGCCCGAAACUCUGCAGCACAGGCUAUCCAUCCAGGCUACGGUUUCCUAUCUGAAAACACAGAGUUUGCUGAACUCUGUAACCAAGAAGGGAUCAUUUUCAUCGGUCCUCCUUCGUCUGCUAUCAGAGAUAUGGGCAUUAAGAGUACUUCUAAGGCCAUCAUGUCUGCGGCGGGAGUUCCCGUGGUGGAAGGUUACCACGGGGAAGAGCAAUCCGACAGCUUUUUGGAAGAGCAAGCCAGAAGGAUCGGCUACCCAGUUAUGAUCAAAGCAGUCCGUGGAGGUGGAGGCAAGGGAAUGAGAAUAGCACUCACUGAAAAAGAAUUUCAGGAACAAUUGGAAUCAGCUCGAAGAGAGGCAAAGAAGUCCUUUAACGACGAUGCCAUGUUGAUAGAGAAGUUUGUUGACAAUCCAAGGCACGUAGAAGUUCAAGUAUUUGGAGACCAACAUGGCAAUGCAGUUUACCUGUUUGAAAGAGAUUGCAGUGUACAGAGAAGACAUCAAAAAAUUAUUGAGGAAGCUCCAGGGCCAGGAAUUAAGCCUGAAGUGAGAAGAAAGCUUGGAGAGGCCGCUGUUAGGGCAGCAAAAGCCGUGAACUACGUUGGGGCAGGAACUGUGGAGUUUAUCAUGGACAGCGCACAUAAUUUCUAUUUCAUGGAAAUGAAUACUAGGCUGCAGGUGGAGCAUCCAGUUACUGAGAUGAUCACGGGGACUGACUUGGUGGAAUGGCAACUGAAGGUGGCUGCGGGAGAGAAGAUUCCUCUGACUCAGGAAGAAAUUGUCCUCAAGGGACACGCAUUUGAAGCUAGGAUCUACGCCGAAGAUCCCAACAAUAACUUCAUGCCAGGAGCUGGACCUUUAUUGCAUCUGUCCACGCCUCCUGCUGACAGCUGCACCAGGAUAGAAACCGGGGUAAGACAAGGAGAUGAGGUUUCUAUAUACUAUGAUCCAAUGAUUGCUAAAUUAGUUGUUUGGGCAGAAGAUCGCCCAGCUGCUUUAAGGAAAUUAAGAUACUGCCUUCAACAAUAUAAUAUCGUCGGACUGAGCACCAAUGUGGAUUUCUUACUGAAUCUCUCAGCCCAUCCAGAGUUUGAGGCUGGGAACGUUCACACAAAUUUUAUCCCUCAACACCACAGUGAGCUCUUUCCACCCAAGCGGUCAAUUUCGAAAGUGACUUUGUGCCAGGCAGCUCUUGGCCUCAUUCUGAAAGAGAAACUGGUGACUGAUACCUUUAGACUCCAGACAGAAGAUAAGUUCUCUCCAUUUGCAUCCAGCAGCGGCAGAAGAAUAAAUAUCCCCUAUGUUAGAAACAUGAUUCUCCUGGAUAAUGAAAAAAAUGUGAACAUUACUGUACAGUACAAUCACGAUGGGUCUUAUGACAUGCAGAUAGAAGAUCAGUUUUUCCAUGUUUCUGGUUGCCUCUCAAAGAACGACGACAUAGAGUAUAUAAGAUGUUCAGUGAAUGGAGUUGUAUACCAGUCCAAAUUAGUACUUCUGGACACUGCCAUAUACCUCUUCUCGUCGGAAAAUCAUGAGCAGAUUGAUCUUCCGGUGCCAAAAUAUUUAACUAGCACGAGUGCAGGAGGCGGUCACAGUGGGGCUGUAGCUCCCAUGACAGGGACAGUGGACAAGGUCUUUGUGAAAUCCGGAGACAAAGUCCAGGUUGGAGACUCCCUUGUGGUGAUGACAGCUAUGAAAAUGGAGCAUACCAUCCGGGCUCCCAAGGCAGGGAUAAUAAAGAAAGUCCUUUAUCAGGAGGGCUCACAGGUCAACAGACAUGCUCCUCUGGUUGAGUUAGCAGAGGAAGACUGAUCCAGAAAAAUCCCCAGCGAUUGGAGGGAGAACUGCCUCCAAAUUCUUUGCUCACGAGAAUGAAAGAGAAGAGUCCAAGGUUCGGUUUACCUAUACACAGCCAUGUUUGAUGAUCCUCAGCGUUUAAAAUGAUCCUUUCUUAUUGCUGGAUUCCUUAGCAGUUGAUUACUCUCCAUGAAAGCAAAAUAUGGUCCUCAGUGAAAAACAUUUUAAACCUCCACUUGAGAGGCUCUGUCAGUGUUCCCACAGAUGCCCUAAUUAAAUCAAGAGCCUCGAGCCAAGGUUCAAAGGAAAUCUAGUUAUUUAUUAAGGAGCUCCAUGUCGGCACAUUCCCAAAUGAAGCCAACUCUAACUCCACGUAACUUACGCCCCAGUCAUGACCCUGUUUCCUUCCUUCCCCCCAGGGUGUGUCAUCAAUCACAUUCGCCAACGGAGUAGUUCCCCAGGUGGUAGAGAUCACUCCCGUCUGCCCGCUAUGGGUAACUCUGGAAGACAGCCUUGAGAGAGAUAAGUCUAGAAUGUACUUCUGUUUUUGGCUGCCGUGCUGCUCCAUUGGUUUCCCAUCCCCCUUGCCUAUGGCAACUGAAGAUCACGCCAGGACUGCUUUGCAAAUUGACAGGCUGUUUGUUACAACAGAAACCUGUGAUGCCUGCAUGGGGAAUCCAAAGAUCUUCCUCCAAUCUAACCAAUAUGCCUUUUUGCGAAUUGGGACUUGAAAAGUUUGUGAUUAUAUUUUCAUUUAGCCAGCAAUGUAAUCUGAUGGUCCUGGACGAGCUGAGUUCUCACAUCUCCAUUGGCAUAAUAAUAGCUUGAUCCUGGACAGUCAAUGUGAAUGAAGAAAUCUGGACUGAAUCCAGUAAAAAACCGAAGAUAAUGAAGUAAUGUACCUUUCCAGAAUCUCUACUCAUUUGAGGGAUCAAUGAUAGCCAGGAACU